GAACUGAUUUAUUAAAAUGUAACAAAAAGGAAAGUGUAACCAAUAGAAUCCCUUUUGUGACGACCUAUGACUGCCAUUCGAAGGAGGUACGGAGGGUCAUUAGAAAAUAUUGGCCAAUUGUAAUGAAUGACCCAGGCACCUCAAAGGUGUUCACUGAUUAUCCUCUAUUUGCAUAUAGACGGGGGAAAAAUUUGGGUGACCAAUUGGUACACAGUGAUAUGAACCCUAAUCACUCAAAGACCACCCAAAGAUUCUUGGGCAAACCAUUAAUGGGAACGUUUCCAUGUCUCUCUUGCCAAAAUUGCAAUGCCAUUAUAAAAGGGGCUGCUGUUUCACAUCCCACCUCAGGGAUACAGAUUAAAAUCAGAGGAUACCACACUUGUAUGUCCACCAAUGUCAUUUACCUAUUGAAGUGCCCGUGUGGGUUAGCCUACGUGGGCAAAACUAAUAGGAUGGUAAGAGUACGAAUCAAUGAACAUAGGAGUGCUAUACGGAAUGUUAAUGUCAAACCCACAUCUGUUAGUCGACAUUGGGCCGAAUGUAACCACACCAUCUCACAGUUGCGAUGGAUGGUGUUAGAAGAGAUAGCAACUAAAUCGGGUAACACAGACCAGAAACUCCUUCAGAGGGAAACGUAUUGGAUCUGGAAGUUAAAUACAUUGGCACCUAGGGGCCUUAAUGAAGCAAUGAAUUAUACGUGUUUUUUAUGAAUUGUGUUGCUUAAUAUGUGCCCUCCGUUUCUUACAGUGAUGGAGAAGGUGAACAUGAAUUGAAAAAUAUAGCAUAGAAUCAUCUCCUUUUCCACAGAAUCAUCUAUAAGAAACAAGAGGUUGUCUCCAAAGGAGCUUACUGUGAUAACAAGACUGCUUUAAGUUUUCUAGGGCCAAAAUGAAAUUAAGCGAAAGUCGCCGGGAGGUGUUGGAAGAACUACAAACAACUGUAGCUGCUCCUGCAUUACCAAACAAUGCCACUGAAACCAUCACACCUGGAGGAGGCAAAGAUAAUCACUUUUCUAAGCUGCGAGAAAAGUUCAUGAAUGAACUGAAUAAAAUUCCAUUGCCACCAUGGGCCUUAAUAGCAAUAGCCAUAGUCGCAGUACUUCUCAUACUUACCUGCUGCUUUUGUGUCUGCAAGAAGUGUUUACUCAAAAAGAAAAACAAGAAGAAGGGCAAAGAAAAGGGAGGAAAAAAUGCUAUGAAUAUGAAAGAUGUAAAAGAUUUAGGAAAAUCAACGAAAGACCAGGCCUUAAAGGAUGAUGAUGAUGAUGACGACGAUGCAGAAACUGGUUUGACUGAUGGAGAAGACAAAGAGCAACCCAAAGAAGUGGAAAAGCUAGGGAAGCUUCAGUAUUCAUUGGAUUAUGAUUUCCAAAACAAUCAGCUGAUGGUCGGCAUAAUUCAAGCUGCUGAGCUUCCUGCACUAGAUAUGGGAGGUACUUCAGAUCCAUAUGUAAAAUUGUACCUUAUGCCAGAUAAAAAGAAGAAGUAUGAAACAAAAGUCCACAGAAAAACCCUUAAUCCUGUCUUCAAUGAACAGUUCACUUUCAAGGUGCCCUAUGCUGAACUGGGAGGAAAAACAUUGAUAUUGACAGUGUACGACUUUGAUCGUUUCUCCAAGCAUGACGUUAUUGGGGAUGUAAAAGUUCAAAUGAACACUGUCGAUUUUGGUCAUGUGACUGAAGAAUGGCGGGACUUAGUUAGUGCUGAAAAAGAAGAGCAAGAGAAACUGGGUGACAUCUGCUUUUCCCUCCGCUACGUACCUACGGCUGGCAAGCUAACAGUUGUUAUUCUCGAGGCAAAGAACCUAAAGAAGAUGGAUGUUGGUGGUUUAUCAGAUCCUUAUGUGAAAAUUCACCUAAUGCAGAAUGGCAAGAGACUGAAGAAAAAGAAGACAACAAUCAAAAAGAAUACCCUCAAUCCAUACUACAAUGAAUCAUUUAGCUUUGAAGUACCAUUUGAACAAAUACAGAAAGUCCAAGUUGUCGUUACUGUUUUGGACUAUGACAAGAUUGGAAAAAAUGAUGCUAUUGGUAAAGUGUUUGUGGGCUACAAUAGCACAGGUGCAGAGCUCCGACACUGGUCAGAUAUGCUGGCCAAUCCAAGGCGACCAAUUGCACAGUGGCAUACCUUACAACUGGAAGAGGAAGUGGACGCAAUGCUUGCAGUCAAGAAGUGAAGAACGAAACAGUCCUUUCUGCAGUUGCCCACAUAGUGCUCUUUAGCCAGUAUAUGUAAAUACCUCAGUAGUAUGGGUCGUCUCAUGUCUUACCAUGCAUUCCUUUUCCAGAUCAGACAUAUCUAGCCAUUUUUAUUUGCACAAAUUGAAAUGUCCUUACUUCCCUCAAGAACGACAUAUGUGUUUCACAAAAGCCCUCUUAAUCUUCUUUUAAGCAAUAUUAUGUGUAGAUAGAGCAUGACUCAAUUUAUUAUCACACUCUUGUAUAUACCAGUAUGCCAACAUUUAUUUAUAGUCUGUGUAUUUGUAUGUUGUAAACGUUUCUUAAUAUGUGUAUACUUAGAUGUUUUUAAUAAGAUGUUCUAUUUUAAAUUAUGUAAAUUGACUAAAUAGAAAAGAGUUAAUAAUAUAUUACAGGUUAUCUAUUGUAUCGUCCGCAUUCCAGAAGAAAUUCCAACUUGUAAGGCACUAGUAAAGUUGCACUGACAUCUUAAAGGACAACUUAAAUCUGAGCUCCACCAGGUACAUUCGAUUUGUAGAGACGCAUACAUUCCUCAUUAUGAGUAAAUUGGUUCCCAUUUGUAGAGUUCUGUCAGAAGCAACCAAUCAGAUGAGAGCAGCUCUAUCCGUAGCGGGCCCUCAGUUCAACAUAGUCACUAGUUGCCAAGUAUAUGGCAUAUGUAUAUAAGUGUUAUCUUAAAUGCUCAAAUAUGUAUUUUUAGAGUUGACAAAGAGAGGGGUAGUAAAGGGGAAUAAACCUUUAAUAAUAUACAUAAAACAUAGAAUGGGAGACAGGGGUUUCCAGCUUUUCUCUCUAUGUCGCAUGUAAGAAAACCGUCACCUUUCAUUACACAGUCAUCUCUGUAAAUUUUAGCUUUCAGUAUAAUGUCUGUCUUGUGAUUUGUCUGUGUAAUUCCACAUGUUUUAUGUAUGUGGGUAUGUUGUACUUUGGGGUACAAAAUACAAACUGUGCGGCAUACUGAGCUAGCAAGACAUUGUGCAAUUCUCACACACAUACCAUUUUCAUAGUUGACAAACAGUAUUGUGACCCAAUAUAUAAAGACUAAACUGACUUAGCCAUAAUUCUGAAUGCACUUCAAGUAAAGCCAAAACAGCUAGUGAACUUUUUUUAUAUACUAUUUGUAUAAAGAGUUUUAAUUUGUCCUUUAAAAAUGGUAUAAACAAAGAACAAGUGCUAGCAUACUGGAGCACCCUCUUGUGUAUACUAGAUGCUUAUUUCAGGAGGAGUUUUUAAAUGUUUUCAAUGCUAUUAUGUAGUAAAUGGCACUAUUAUAAAGCUAUUUGUCAUUCCAUAAGGCUCUUCAUCCAUUGGGCGCCAGAGUGAGAUCCAGCCAAGUGAACCCCCAUAGGAACUGGAUACCAUCAUGGCAUCCAAUGGAUUUAAGAACUGCUCUGUGUAUCACUGUGACUGCCGUGUGUGUUUAGAUAAAACGUAGUUCUCUCAGUGAAUAGCAAUCAAUUCUUUAGUGAUAUUGUACUGAUAUACUGCCAUCUCUUUCUACUGCACUGCUGAAGGAGAGCAUAGCACAAAUAGGUUACUAUGGACCAAUUUGAAUCUGGGAGCUAUGCUGGAACUUGGA
Xenopus laevis (African clawed frog) is the source of this 3776-nucleotide messenger RNA. RefSeq names its product synaptotagmin-1 (gene syt1.S). Gene Ontology annotation, biological process: synaptic vesicle endocytosis; calcium-ion regulated exocytosis; calcium ion-regulated exocytosis of neurotransmitter. Gene Ontology annotation, molecular function: phosphatidylserine binding; SNARE binding; calcium ion binding. The transcript is spliced from 10 exons. The record is from RefSeq and is a predicted model, not a curated record. Gene Ontology annotation, cellular component: synaptic vesicle membrane; dense core granule; exocytic vesicle. The coding region runs from base 889 to 2175 and encodes 428 amino acids. NCBI's taxonomy places the organism in Eukaryota, Metazoa, Chordata, Amphibia, Anura, Pipidae.